UUUGGUGAAAAAAUGCAAACAAUUAUACAUGAAAGUAGGUUAUUUUUGUACUUAGAGCUUUCCUUAACUAAUUAAGAGCCCUACAUGGGUUUACUAUGAGGGAAAAGUAAACAUCAUUGCCCAAUAGUUCCCACUUAUAUAUGCAAUACUGAAAUGGGAAAAACUCUCCCUUGAGUACUUCUCUCUCCACCCCAUUCCCUCCUCUCCUCCAUGUUUCUUCUCAGAGAGAGAGAGAGAGAGCGCCAUGAAGAUCAACACCAUGAGGAGGUGCAUGUCGUGCAUUCUUCCAUUCGGAUCACUCGAGGUAAUCCGAAUCGUACACUCCAACGGCCGCCUCCAAGAGAUACAUGGCACGUCAAUCCAAGCAGCCGAUUUGAUGGACUCUCACCCAAACCACGUCUUGAAAACACCCUUGUUAACGCCUACCCCCGACGGCGUUCGCCGGAAAAUCGUGUCCGUGCCGCCGGAGGCAGAGCUUCAACGUGGCAAGAUAUACUUCCUGAUGCCAGCCAAGUCUCGGUCGAUGAGGAAGAAGCAAAGGGCAAUCCCCGGUAACAGUAAUGAUCGGUAUUUGAAGGAGAUUUUGUCGGGAAGGGUGCCGAGGCCGAGGGACGGGCGGCGGGGGUGCGGCAGCGCGUGGAGGCCCGGUUUGGAGAGCAUUUGGGAGACAUGAAGUGAGGUUUAAUCUAAUGGCAGAUUAUGAUACGCGAUAUUCCAUGGCAAUGGGUACGCAAGAAUUGGUCGAAUUUAUGUGGUUGUUUCACUUUACAAUAAAAUAAUCGGUAUCAUAUUUUGAGUAUCAUGUAAUGCAUAAUUAAUGUACUAUGGUGAUAUAUAUUUCACUCACCAUAUAGGUUAUUAUGUGACAUAUGCCGUGAUCAUUAAAUGAAACUAUAAUAUAUAAUAUAUGCUUGAGGCUA
Messenger RNA from Rhododendron vialii, 920 nucleotides. RefSeq lists its product as uncharacterized. The record is from RefSeq and is a predicted model, not a curated record. Bases 245 to 673 code for a protein of 142 amino acids. The transcript has a single exon. NCBI's taxonomy places the organism in Eukaryota, Viridiplantae, Streptophyta, Magnoliopsida, Ericales, Ericaceae.